AUGAAAUUUCAACGUCGUAUACUUCCUCCACAUUCAUCAAAUUAUUUUGAAAUGGAAGAGUAUACCGCACCAUCAGUGUCGCAACAAUCAAUUUCCAUUGCCGGUUCGACAAGUGACCUGAGUGAAAUCGAAAGUGUGUGUAGUCUGUCGACUAAUCUUCGCCAACGAUCUGAUUCUUUAACAAAUCUUUUCAAUAUGUCAGAAGAUAAUACAUCAUUAUCAAAUUUAAGUAUUGCUUCGUAUACUUUAUCUCAACAUUCGUAUGAUAAUAGUUCCCCGACUAUCUACACGAGUUUAUCUCCUCAACCCCCGUCUGUAAAUAAUAACUCCGACCGUGCUAUUCGAGCUCGCCGUAGUGUUGGUUCGUCGACAACUAGUAGUCAGAAGAAUUAUUCGAUUAAGACUGCUGAAACUGUUCUAACUACGAUUGGAAUUCACUCGUCAUCAUCAGAUACAUGUGGCUUGAUCGCAAACGACGGAAACAAUAUCGAAAAUAUCGAUGAUCAUCGUCCUGACGAUAACGACGAAGAAAAUAUCUGUUCGAGCUCAGAUGAAAAUGACACGGACAUGUUAUCGUCACAAACGAAUCGUGGUUUGAGAAAAACUGUUCUGAACAAUGUUGAUCGUCUGUUAAACUCCGCGAAUAAACAAAUUAAAUUGUAA
This is a messenger RNA of Adineta ricciae, 663 nucleotides long. The record is from the annotation of a GenBank genome assembly. NCBI's taxonomy places the organism in Eukaryota, Metazoa, Rotifera, Eurotatoria, Adinetida, Adinetidae.